Messenger RNA from Acanthosepion pharaonis, 1179 nucleotides. NCBI's taxonomy places the organism in Eukaryota, Metazoa, Mollusca, Cephalopoda, Sepiida, Sepiidae. The record is from the annotation of a GenBank genome assembly.
AUGUAUCGAUUUCAGGAAGCUAAGCAUUCGCUUGCCCCUAUCCAUUCCCACCCUGUCUCUCUCUCUCUCUCUCUCUCUCUCUCUCUCUCUCUCUCUCUCUCUUAUAUACAUUUUUGUUCCUCCUCUUUGAGUGACACUCACUCCCAAACUUCUAUUCUUUUUUUCUCUCAGCAACAAUCAUUCAUAGGUGAUUUUUUUCUCUCUUUGUUUUGUUUCCUCACGUUUUCUUUCUUUCUCUUUGUCUGUCUUUCUUUCUUUGACAUCUCACAUUUUCUUUCUUUCUUUCUUUCUUUCUUUCCUUGUCUACCUUUCUUUAUUCCAUCUCACAUUUUCUUUCUUUCUUACUUUCUUUCUUUCUUUCUUUCUUUCUUUCUUUCUUUCUUUCUUUGUCUACCUUUCUUUAUUCCAUCUCACAUUUUCUUUCUUUCUUUCUUUCUUUCUUUCUUUUUCUUUCUUUUUUUCCUUGCCUACCUUUCUUUUUUCCAUCUCACAUUUUUUAUCUUUCUUUUCUUUCUUUCUUUCUUUCUUUCUUUCUUUCUUUCUUUGUCUACCUUUCUUUAUUCCAUCUCACAUUUUCUUUCUUUCUUUCUUACUUUCUUUCUUUCCUUGUCUACCUUUCUUUAUUCCUUCUCACAUUUUCUUUCUUUCUUUCUUUCUUUCUUUCUUUCUUUCUUUCUUUCUUUGUCUACCUUUCUUUAUUCCAUCUCACAUUUUCUUUCUUUCUUUCUUACUUUCUUUCUUUCCUUGUCUACCUUUCUUUAUUCCUUCUAUUCCAUCUUUCUUCAUUUUCUUUCUUUCUUUCUUUCUUUUUCUUUCUUUCUUUCUUUCUUUCUUUUUCUACCUUUCUUUAUUCCAUCUCACAUUUUCUUUCUUCCUUUUUCUUUGUCAACCUUUCUGUUUUGUCAUCUCACAUUUUCUUUCUUUCUUUCUUUCUUUCUUUCUUUCUUUCUUUCUUUCUUGUUUGCUCACUUUUAUUACUUCAAAUUCACUCGAUACCACUCUCAGUAUUUCUUUCUCUUCACUCUAAAAUUGUCCCUUAUGCAUAUCUCUCUCACAACCUCUCUCUUCGCCUUUCUGUACAUUUUCAUUUUUUUCAUCUUCCUCUCUUUCUCUCAUUUUCCCUUCCACAAGUUUUCUAUUCUCGCUUUCUUUCCCUGUUUUUGUCUUUAUUCUUCGUAA